Messenger RNA from Halichondria panicea, 2284 nucleotides. Its product is annotated as hypoxia-inducible factor 1-alpha-like. The transcript has 12 exons. Gene Ontology annotation, biological process: regulation of transcription by RNA polymerase II; cellular response to hypoxia. Bases 85 to 2070 code for a protein of 661 amino acids. The record is from RefSeq and is a predicted model, not a curated record. Lineage: Eukaryota; Metazoa; Porifera; Demospongiae; Suberitida; Halichondriidae. Gene Ontology annotation, molecular function: RNA polymerase II transcription regulatory region sequence-specific DNA binding; protein dimerization activity; DNA-binding transcription factor activity, RNA polymerase II-specific.
CUCGCUUAUAAAACAUGUUUGCACCCACGUUUCUAGAGAAUCUGUAGCUAAACAAGUAAAUUGCAAAGAGUUUUCUAAAGUAGUAUGGACGAUUCUGCAGAGCUGAAUAGACCAAUAUUGAAGGUGAAAAGCAUGGCUCACACUAGAAGACAGAAAGAAAAUGACACAUUUGCAGAAAUUGCUCAAACUCUCCCGACCAAAGAACAUGCAAAAGACCUGGACAAAGCAUCUGUUCUCCGAGUGGCCAUCAACUUUAUGAAACUGCGUACUUUUAUUGGAGAGAGCGGUGAGGAACCACCUGAGACUGAGACUGAUGAAGAGGAGGAGAGCUCUCCCAUUGGGGAAGAGCAAUGUGUUCCAGAGGUCCCCCAAGAGCCAAGUAUCACUGACAUUCUGCCAAACUUCUCCAAAGAUGUGAUGCAGGCAGUGGACGGCUUUGUAAUGGUGUUCUCAGCAGACGGACAAGUUUUGUACAGUUCCGAAACCAUCGCGCAAUAUCUGGGAUUGAGACAGGUGGACGUGAUUGGCGUCAAUGUGGGGGACAUUCUCCACCCCCAGGAUUGCAACGAGCUAGGCAGCGUGUUCCGGACACAGGGACAGGACUCGGAGCAGGUAUUGGACCAAAGUGACCCCCUACGAAGAAAAUUCCUCGUUAGGAUGAGGUGUGCAUUUACCCCCAGUGUGAGGUCCAUUACAAGGUGCUCGAACUUCAAGCCUGUCUACUGUUCCUGUUACCUCAAGUUUGCUCAGAGUGGACCACGGAAAGGUCAGUUCAUCGGCCUUGUUGCACUCUGUAAGCUGGCAAACACCAACAAAAUUCGUGAGAUGGUGGUUGGAACUUUCUUCAAGUCCAAACACUCGCUAGACCUCUCGUACAAGUCCCUGGACAGGAGGAUAUACUGGAUUCUUGGUUACGAUCCCUCUGAGAUGGUUGGACUGCGUGCCUAUGAGUACUUUCACCCAGAAGACCUCACAGCCACCUCCAGCUGUCACAUGAACCUACUGUCGAGAGGCGAGUCACACAGUCCUUGCUACCGCAUCCUCUCUCGGUGGGGAGACUGGAUGUGGGUGCGGUCAAAGAGCUACAUGAUGUAUAACCAGCGCAACCAAUUGCCAGAGGGCAUUGUCAUCUACACAUGGGUUGUGAGGGUGGACGAGGAAGAUGACCGAAUGGUGGCCAUUAAGAACGGAGAACCGGGAGAGGAAAACCUAAAAAAAUACGACUCCUUCAAUACUGAGGUGUCUUCUUCUGAUGGAACCCUCAACAUUUCAUCUCUCGUUCCCUUGAAAACAGCAGAGAAACCCAGUGCCCCCAGCCCCAUCCCUGAGCCACUGGUUUUGCUACCCAACCCACUACAACAGAUCAAGCGAGACGUCAGCCCCCCUAGUGGUGUGAGCACACCCCCUGAUUCGGCCCUCUUUGACCAAUCAUCACCAUACAUGGCCAAUCCUUUCACUCUGCCCAGUCCUCCAAACUCCAACAGCAGCUAUUGCGGUUCACCUGAAAGUAACAUGACACAGGGCCAGAUGAUGGGAGGAUCACCUGACAGUCACAUGACCCAACAGAGUCCUCUGGUUGGAGACCUUAACGACUCUGUCCAUGUUCAGUCCUACAAGCUGAGUCCACCCUACACCCCAUAUGCUGAGACCAGCUGCAUGUACCCUAGUCCCCCUAUGCUCACUCCGGCAGACACACCCACCUUCAAGUACAAGUUGGAGCAAGGGCUAAGUCCUGACUCGAGCCUCGAGAAUGUGUCAAUAGCAAGCUGCUCUUAUACGUCAUAUCAAGAUCCUGGAGCUAAUAGCAUUUACCCACCAGACACGUUUGGCAUGGAGCUGAUGAAUGAGCAGAACUGCAGCAGUACCGUCAUGUACACAAAUGAACAGCCGAUUGAUUUCAAGAUGAAUUCUGCGAAUACCACGGGAGUUACACAGCGUACAGUCAACGAUGCCAGGCUACGAUACUCAGGGAGUAUGCCGGGUCGUCAUGGCACUAGCACCGAGGAGACAGAGAGAAUCAGUCAAUGGUCCCAAUGGCUAAAAGGAACAGCCCCUCCUCCAGUUUUCUAGUUGGAACACGAACACACCAAACUAUCGCAUAUAGUUACACACACACACACACUCACAUUCCCUAGACUCCUAGUAGAUCUAGACCAUACAUUGUAUAUAGAUAGACAAGUACUCAUUAAUUUCUUUUAUCCAUCACCUUUUUCCCAUCCAAACAAUUAUAAUCCAAUAAUUUUGUUUUACUUAUAUACAACAAAAAGUGUGAACCUGUAAUGAA